Triticum dicoccoides is the source of this 726-nucleotide messenger RNA. Its product is annotated as respirasome Complex Assembly Factor 1-like. The coding region runs from base 130 to 525 and encodes 131 amino acids. NCBI's taxonomy places the organism in Eukaryota, Viridiplantae, Streptophyta, Magnoliopsida, Poales, Poaceae. Gene Ontology annotation, biological process: mitochondrial respirasome assembly. The record is from RefSeq and is a predicted model, not a curated record. The transcript has 4 exons.
AGCCAAAAGGAGUCCGUCGGCGACCGGACCGAGCAAAGCUCCGUCUUUUCUCUCUCCCACGCCCACCAGCGAUCCCAUCUCACCGCCGCCGCCCGCGUGGAGGACCGCCGCUGCGGAGGAGCCGGAGGCAUGAGGAAGUCCAAGGCGGCGGCUGCGGCGGCCGCGAAGCAGCCGCACCACGCGGCGCAGAACGGCCACGCCCUCCCGUCCCGGCUCGCCCGGUACCUCGACCCCGACGCGUCCUUGGACAAGGACCAGCUGCUGGACGCGGUGCACUGGAUCCGGCAGGCGGUGGGGCUCGCCUGCGGCCUGCUCUGGGGCGCCGUCCCCCUCGUCGGCGCCUUCUGGAUCGCCCUAUUCUUUACUAUUUCCACCGUGAUAGUUCAUUUGUACUAUGCACACUUGCUGAAGAUUGAUGAGGAAGACUUUGGAGGCCAUGCCGCCCUACUUCAGGAGGGGCUCUUUGCUUCGUUCACUCUUUUCCUGCUUUCGUGGACUCUGGUAUACAGCCUGGCUCACUUCUGAGAGGCCCGUCUGCAGAAACAUGGCGUCGGAUUUUCGUUGUUAAUUUUCAUUCACUAUCUUGUAAAAUUAGUUAUCAAGGAUGUAAUGGCAUGGUCAUGUAGAACAACGUCGUCGUCGAGCUAUAACUGUAAUGUGGAUAGAAUCCCUUUAAACUUUAGUGAGAAAAUAGAGUGCCUGGUCUACCCAGUCAUGCUAAAAGAA